Staurois parvus is the source of this 348-nucleotide messenger RNA. NCBI's taxonomy places the organism in Eukaryota, Metazoa, Chordata, Amphibia, Anura, Ranidae. The record is from the annotation of a GenBank genome assembly.
AUGCAGACUGCUUCUACAAACAUUUGUGAAAGAAUGGGUCGCUCUCAGGAGCUCAGUGAACUCAAGCAUGGUACCGUGAUAGGUUGCCACCUGUGCAAUAAGUCCAUCCAUGACAUUUCUUUACUACUAAAUAUUCCACGGUCAACUGUUAGUGAUAUUAUAACAAACUGGAAGCAACUGGGAACAACAGCAACUCAGCCACCAAGUGAGCAGGGUCAGUGCAUGCUGAAGUGCAGAAGAUGCCAACUGUCUGCAGAGUCAAUAGCUAAAGACCUCCAAAAUUCAUGUGGCCUUCAGGUUAGCACAACAACAGUGCGUAGAGAGCUUCAUGGAAUGGGUUUCCAUGGC